GACUUUUUCUCGAGACAUUGCUGAGAGAAAAAAAAGUUAUUUUGUCUACACCGAUAACCGAGUCUUAAUCGUGACUCCAUCGCGUGAUUGUAUCAGCAAAUCCCGACUACCUACGAAUACCUGCUCCUUCAAUGACUGGCUUCAGACCUUUGAACUGGGCGCAAGAAUUGGCUAAGGUAUUCGACGAGCGUCUGAGAUCAUCUGAAUUGUCCAAAAUCCACCUAAAUAUGCUCAUUAGGAUCAAGAACUCGGGAUUCUCUACUUCCACUCGCUCACGUUUUCAAUAGUAGGCUGAUUGUGUGAGUUGCUUGUCCAAUUACAAUGUAUCUCUGGGACCCCAAUUCUAUUAUAGUAGUCUUAGAGAGGCCAUGCUUCAUUAUCCAGUUGCUUUUGUUAUCGACAGCCUGCUAUUCGUCCCUUUGAGCUCAUAACUUCUGCUGCCCUUCAGAGAACUGUGAUAUGCCCUGAGUCUACGGAAAGUAGCGAUGUUGUAUAUUUAAUAUCGCAGCGUCUGAAUAGAAUAUUUGAUUUGAGAUCGAGUUGUCUAUCUUGUUCGCUAAUAUUUGUUGUAAGUUUCUUGCGGCGGAGGUUGAGCAAUCGUGAUCUCACUAUUUGGUAUCGAUCAUCAUAGCCUCAUCCUGUCGCCCGACUCGAGCGCCAAUACAUCAAAUGGGAGCUGCCUAACUCGUCGUAAUCAUCGAACUUCCCCAGCUUGAAAUAUUUCUCCAUGGGGUUUUAAGCUUAUUGAAAAUGCAUCUUCACCCCUCAUUCAUUUAUGCGCCGCCUGUUCACUGGAGCGCUUCAACAACUAAGUUACAUGGGUAUUAUGAGCCGGGACCGAAAGAUCGACACUGGAAACAAUGGCUUCCCGUCCUCCACCCGAGGCAUAAUUGGAGAGGAGAAUAUGAUUUGCACGGAUCGAUCGAAUACGCGGGUGGUCUGCAUGAGGUUGGUUAUCUGAAUGAUCACAACCAUCGGGACUCGUGCAGGGGCCAUUUGAGAUGCGGAGGCUCGUCCCUACUACGCAUGAACAUAUUAUAUAAAGACAGUUACUUACCUUGUAUACUGAUGUUACGGACGAUAAGAUAUAAGAUCUGUCCUGACUUACAACAGGUCGUGCAUAUUGAAUCUGAGCCCUACUCAUCGUCUCAAGACAAGUCCAAUAUGCGUGUCGUUUCGCUCCUCGCAACGGCACUCUCAGCAUCUCCUUUUGUUGAAGCCCUUCCUGCCGAUAACCCAAGAUCCACGAAUAGCAAAUAUGUCGGCUAUCUCAUCUCUACCUUUAGUGACCCGACCCCUCAAGUUCAAUGGCAUCUGUCAGACGGCAACUCGGCUUCGAGCUUUAACUUCCUCAACGGAGGAAAGCCUGUCUUGACCUCAAAUGUUGGAACCAAGGGCGUCAGGGACAUCUUUCUCACGACCAAUACUGCCCGCUCCGAGUACUUUACUAUCGCCACUGAUCUGGACAUUAAUGCUCCAGGCUUCUCAUGGGAUCUUGUUACACGCAACGGAAGUCGGGGUCUUGUUGUUUGGUCUUCGAAAGACCUCAUCAAUUGGUCCAAGCCUUCACUCAGAAUUGUAGAGUCAGACACAGCUGGCAUGGCCUGGGCACCUUCUGUAGUCUGGGAUGAUCCUACAAAGCAGUACUAUGUCUUCUGGGCAGCCAGGCACUAUUCAGCUUCUGACACGGAGCAUAAAGGCACCGCAACUCUCGAUCGCAUUCGCUAUGCUACAACCAAAGACUUUAAGACUUUCAGCGCACCGAAGGAUUACCAUGCCCCCGAGGACACUGGCCUCAUCGAUCAAGAGUUUCUGUACCUAGGCAAACCGGGGCAUUUCGCGCGUUUCCUCAAGAACGAGACCAUUAACCAAGUGUAUCAGGAGACCACAACGACCGGUCUUUUCGGAACUUGGACCCGUGUUCCCGGCUACGUGCGACCCGAAUCGCCCCUUGAAGGCCCAGGUGCAUUUGCUGAUCUUCGCACACCUGGACUAUACCAUCUUCUGCUCGAUGAUUACACUCAGUAUAUCCCUUUCCAGACUUCCAACAUUCUUUCUCCGGACUGGGAGAAGUCAGACUUUCCCAACUUUCCCAAAGGAUUGAAGCAUGGCUCCGUGACGCCCCUUACGAAGAAGGAGUACGACGCUGUUGCUGCUAAGUUCCGCAAAUGAACUCCUUUCAUUGGGUAAUCGAGAUUGCUACAAUUUAAAGUAGCAGUGGAUGAUCUUGUUCAUCUUAUGAAGUUGUCUUGUAGACUUGACAGAUCAGAGUAUCAGACAAGAGCACCCAGACUGGAGCAGGUUGUCAAAUGGAGAUAAUAUGCAUUCAUACUAGAAACUAUGAUGUCAAUAUCUAUAUACGUACCACCAUAAAUCCAUAUCUACUGCCUCUCCAUCUGUCUCUGCUCUCGGUUCACUCCUUGCAGUCUCCUCCUAAAAGCAAUCUGUGCCUGUUGCACAUUUCAUCCUUAGA
This is a messenger RNA of Fusarium odoratissimum NRRL 54006, 2473 nucleotides long. RefSeq lists its product as uncharacterized. Lineage: Eukaryota; Fungi; Ascomycota; Sordariomycetes; Hypocreales; Nectriaceae. The coding region runs from base 751 to 2172 and encodes 473 amino acids. The transcript has 3 exons. The record is from RefSeq and is a predicted model, not a curated record.